Messenger RNA from Notechis scutatus (mainland tiger snake), 4084 nucleotides. It is a transcript of the gene UBE2O, whose product is annotated as ubiquitin conjugating enzyme E2 O. Gene Ontology annotation, molecular function: ubiquitin conjugating enzyme activity. NCBI's taxonomy places the organism in Eukaryota, Metazoa, Chordata, Lepidosauria, Squamata, Elapidae. The record is from RefSeq and is a predicted model, not a curated record.
CCGGCGGCCGCCGCCGCUCUUGUCUCCUGCUCCGCCGCCUCUUCCUCUCUCCCUCUUUCCCUCCCGCCCGCAGUCAUCGCCGGGGCGCGCGCCAUGGCGGAGCCGCCCGCUUCUCCCGCCUCGCCAGGAGCUCAGCCCGCGGCCAAUGCAACCCCCGCCGCCGUCUUUCAGCGGCUGCUCUUCACUCACGACCUGGUGUCCGGCCGCUAUCGGGGUUCGGUGCGCUUCGGCCUAGUCCGUGUCAUGCAUGGCGAGGAUUCCGACUCGGAGGAAGAGGACGGAGGCGGCGGCGGCGGCGGACGAGGCCCUGGCGGCUCCGGGGGAGGCGGCCCCGGAGGUGGCGGAGGAGGAGGAGCCGGCAGCUCCGGCGGCUCCGAGUCCGGGGGCCCGGCCGGGGGCGAGGAGAGUCGCGGGAGCCCCCUCCGCCGCGGGUACGUGCGAGUCCAGUGGUACCCGGAGGGCAUCAAGCAACACGUUAAAGAGACCAAGUUGAAGCUCGAAGACAGAUCAGUGGUGCCUCGAGAUGUCGUCAGGCAUAUGGGCUCACGUGAUAGCCAGUGUGGGACAGUUGUUGAUGUCAAUAUCGAGUGUGCAGUAAAACUGGUAGGAACCAACUGCAUCCUGUAUCCUGUUAACAGUAAAGAUCUUCAGAAUAUCUGGCCCUUUAUGUACGGUGACUGCAUAGCCUAUGACUGGUGGCUUGGAAAGGUGUAUGAUUUAAAGAACCAAAUCAUUCUGAAGCUCUCCAAUGGUGCAAGAUGUUCUAUGAGCACAGAAGAUGCAGCAAAACUCUAUGACGUCUGCCCACAUGUCAGUGAUUCAGGCCUGUUUUUUGAUGAUUCAUACGGCUUUUAUCCUGGACAAGUUCUCAUUGGUCCUUCAAAAGUCUUCUCAAAUGUGCAGUGGCUUUCAGGAGUGAAACCUGUACUCAGUACGAAGAGCAAAUUCAGAGUUGUGGUAGAAGAGGUACAAGUAGUAGAACUGAAAGUUACUUGGAUCACUAAGAGCUUCUGUCCUGGAGGAACUGAUAGUAUAAGCCCACCCCCAUCUUUAAUCACCCAAGAGAAUUUAUCUAGAGUAAAACGUCUGGGUUGUUUUGACCAUGCUGAGCGGCAGCUUGGAGAAAGGUGUCUGUAUGUAUUUCCGGAGAAAGUGGAGCCAGCAAAAAUCACCUGUGAAUGUCCAGAGAGAAACUGUGUUCUGGGAGAAGGGUCAGCUUCUAAGAAGAUGGCCUGUCCUUGUUUCAUAUCCAAUGUAAAGCCUGAAAAGGUAAGGAGACUACUGAAGAAGCAAAUAGUGAAGAUCAUGUCAUGUUCCCCAGACGCUCAGAGAACCCUUGAUCUCCCUGAAGGAGAAUCUGCGGCAGCAGGUGACCAACAGUCUGAACAUCUUAAAGCCAACUUGAAAUGUGGAGCAGAGGACUCUAAUGUCAGUGACAUUAUAGGCUUGCAGGACACAAAAAGAGAGCACAUUGAUGAAACAAGGAAAAGCUUGUCUUGUGAAGUAGUGGGGCUGCAGUUGCAACCAGCCUUUGUCCUGAAACGGGAGGAUGGCUCCUCAGAUUACAAUCUGCAGUCUAUAGAACAGGAUGCUGAUGAUGAAGCAGCCGAUGACACAGAUGACACCAGCUCUGUAACAUCUUCUGCCAGCUCCACAGCCUCUUCUCAGAGCGGCAGCGGUACAGGACGCAAAAAGAGUAUCCCACUUUCUAUUAAAAACCUCAAGAGGAAACAUAAGAAAAAGAAAACCAAGGUUUCCCGGGAAUUUAAACCAGGUGACAGGGUUGCUGUAGAAGUGGUGACCACGAUGACGUCAGCAGAUGUGAUGUGGCAGGAUGGCACAGUGGAGAAAAAUAUUCGUUCCAAUGAGCUCUUUCCUGUCCAUCAUUUGGACAACAAUGAGUUUUGCCCUGGGGAUUUUGUAGUAGAUAAAAGAGCUCAGAGUUCUCAGGAUCCUGGUAUGUACGGAGUGGUGCAGUCAGGCGACCAUGUUGGUCGCACCUGUGUGGUGAAAUGGUUCAAGCUGAGACCUAGUGGAGAUGAUGUGGAGCUGAUUGGGGAGGAGGAGGAUGUCAGCGUGUAUGACAUUGCCGAUCACCCAGACUUCCGCUUCCGUACAACUGACUUUGUAAUCCGCAUUGGCAAUGCUGAGGAUGGUGCUUCGAUUGGUGAAAAUGAGCCCUCUGUUGGACAGGUGGCCCGAGUGGAUUUCAGCAGUAAAGUAGAAGUUGUAUGGGCAGAUAAUUCCAGGACAAUUGUUCUGCCGCAGCACUUGUACAAUAUAGAAUCUGAAAUGGAUGAAGAGACAGACCUUGAUUCCAUAGAUGGUAGCACUAGUUGUGCUUCUUCAGAUGAAUGGGAGGAUGAGAGUGAUAGCUGGGAGACAGAUAAUGGUCUCAUGGAAGAUGACCACACAAAAAUUGAAGAAGUUGAACCUGAGGAACUACCUGUAGAAGAGGUGAAAAAGGUAGAAGAACAAGUACAAGGUGCUGUGGCAAUGGCUGUGGCUGAUCUAACAACAGAUAAAUCGGGCAAGGAAGGAACCCCAAAGAGUUUCCGAGAGUUGAAGGAGGCCAUCAAGAUUUUGGAAAGUUUAAAGAAUAUGACAGUUGAACAACUGCUGACAGGCUACCCAACCUCUCCCACAGUUGAGCCAGAAAAGCCUACUCGGGAAAAGAAGUUUCUAGAUGAUAUAAAGAAGCUGCAGGAGAAUCUGAAGAAAACUCUGGACAACGUAGCUAUUGUGGAAGAAGAAAAGAUGGAGGCAAUGGCAGAGGCAGAGAAGAAAGAAGAGAGAGAAGUUCAGACACAGACACCAGUGGCAUCAGAAUGGCCCAGCGAAACACCAGUGCUAUGUCAGCAGAGUGGAGGCAAGCCUGGUGUUACCUUCACCAGUGCCAAGGGAGAAGUCUUCUCGGUGUUAGAGGGUGCUCCAGAUAGCCAUGCCUUUAAGAAGAUGGAGUUUCAGCCUCCAGAAGCCAAGAAAUUUUUCAGCACAGUGAGGAAAGAAAUGGCUUUGUUAGCAACUUCAUUGCCAGAUGGUAUCAUGGUCAAAACAUUUGAAGACAGAAUGGAUCUCUUCUCAGCACUAGUCAAAGGACCUACGCGCACACCGUACGAAGAUGGCCUCUUUUUAUUUGACAUCCAACUCCCCAAUAUCUAUCCAGCUGUGCCCCCACUCUUCCGUUACCUCUCCCAGUGCAGUGGCAGACUGAAUCCCAAUUUGUACGACAACGGAAAGGUUUGCGUAAGCCUUCUGGGUACUUGGAUAGGCAAGGGCACAGAGAGAUGGACCAGUAAAUCUAGCCUUCUCCAGGUGCUCAUCUCAAUCCAAGGACUUAUCCUAGUCAAUGAGCCUUAUUACAAUGAGGCUGGUUUUGACAGUGACCGGGGCUUACAAGAGGGCUACGAAAACAGCCGAUGCUACAAUGAAAUGGCUUUGAUCCGUGUGGUGCAGUCAAUGAUGCAACUGCUGCGCAAGCCCAUAGAAGUCUUUGAGCAAGAGAUCUAUGAGCAUUUCUGCUGUAAUGGUUGGCGCCUGAUCCACCGUAUUGAGUCCUGGGUGGAGACCAAUGAACUGGUGGAGAGGAGCCAUGAUCACGUCGGUCUGGCAGAGUCUUCCUUUGCGCAUUCAGCAGGAGGCAUUCUGGCUGAGAGUCCUGUAGACAGUAUGGGGCCAUUGGGAGAGCAAGAGUUAGGGGCUGCUGGAGCAGCUAGCCAACUCUCUGAUGGCAAGGAGGAGCUGGAAGACUCCGGUUGUGGAAUGUCAACAGUGGCUGCUAGUGACACCCAUCAAUGUUCAGACUCUGAGAGCAUGGGCCAGGCCAGAGAAGCACAUUUUGCCAGAGACGUAACAGAUGAGGGUAAAGCCACUCAGGACUUUGCUGCUCAGCCAAGUGUGAAACCAAAGAAAAGGAGAAAGAGCUACAGGAGCUUUCUCCCUGAGAGGAGUGGCUACCCUGAUAUUGGGUUCCCCCUGUUUCCAUUGUCUAAAGGGUUCAUAAAAAGCAUCCGUGGUGUCUUGCAGCAGUACCGGGCUGCCUUAGUGGAGGCUAGUAUCCCCGAGUGGACAGAAGAUAAAUAAA